AUGCCUGCUACCCUUACUCGCAAGCUAGGCAAUUAUGGCCCUGAAAUACCCGCCAUUGGCUUUGGCCUUAUGGGUAUCGGAAUUGAUUGCUAUGGUGCAACUGGAGACGACGAAGAGAGAUUCACUGUGCUUGACCAUGCGUGGGAGCAGGGCUGCACUCACUGGGACACUUCAGACGCAUAUGGAGACUCCGAGGAUCUCAUUGGCAAGUGGUUCAAACUGCACCCUGAGCGCCGUGUCGACAUCUUUCUGGCCACCAAAUUUGGCAUCUCAGCAGAAGUACAGCCUGACGGUACCUACAAGGGGUCAAUCGACAGCUCCCCCGAGUAUGCCAAAGUGGCUUGUGAAAAGAGCUUGAAGCGUCUCGGAGUCGACUAUAUCGAUCUUUACUAUGCGCACCGCGUUGAUGGAAAGACGCCAAUUGAGAAGACCGUCCAGGCUUUGGUAGAGUUGAAGAACGAGAGCAAGAUCAAGCACCUUGGCUUUUCCGAAAUCUCUGGAGAAAGCUUGCGCCGGGCAUGUGCCGUGCACCCCAUUGCAGCUGUUCAGAUCGAGUACAACCCGUGGGCAUUGGAAACCGAGGGGCCUGUGUCAAAGCAUCUCCUUAAAGCUUGCCGAGAGCUCGGCGUCGCCACCAUCGCAUAUUCGCCCCUCGGCCGUGGAAUGUUGACGGGACAGUAUACUUCGACCGCCGAGCUUGAGGAGAAGGAUUUCCGGAAGAACGUCGAGCACUUCAAGGGAGACAACAUGCAGAAGAACCUGCAGCUGGUCAACAAGUUCAGGCAGGUUGCCGAGAAGAAGGGCUGCAGUCUCUCCCAGCUAGCCCUCGCCUGGCUCCUCGCGCAAGGCGACGACAUCUUCCCCAUCCCCGGCACAAAGAAGAUUAAGUAUCUCGACGACAACUGGGGCGCCCAGAACGUGCGGUUGACGGCCGGGGAGGCUGGCGAGAUCCGACAGCUGGUGGACCAGCUUGGUGUUGCCGGGGACCGCGACAUUGCGUUUAACCAGUAUGCUGACACGCCCGCUCUCUGA
Molecule: messenger RNA, 1032 nt
Organism: Trichoderma asperellum CBS 433.97
Lineage: Eukaryota; Fungi; Ascomycota; Sordariomycetes; Hypocreales; Hypocreaceae
Cellular component (GO): cytoplasm
Source: RefSeq, a predicted model, not a curated record